CAACAUGCACUAGGCCAUCUCUUCAACCCAUUCAACCAUUCAUAGUACUCUUCUUCUCCAUGGCCAUGGUUCCCCUCCACAUACUACUCGGCCUUCUGCUCCUCUUGCAAGCUACUCCUCCAUGCUCCUCGGCAAGUGGCGAUACUCUCGCCGCGGGCCAGGUGCUCACCGUCGGGGACAAGCUCAUCUCAGCAAACGGCAGGUUUGCGCUCGGCUUCUUCCAGUUUCCGCCACCAAGUAACACUACUGUUAGCAAGCCCAACACCACCACCUCCACUUCCCCAAGCUCCAACUGGUACCUUGUCAUAUGGUUUUACAAGAUACCAGUUUUUACUACCGUGUGGGUCGCCAAUAGGGACGACCCAAUCGUCGACCCCAAACCCAACCUCACACAGCUCAAAAUCUCAAGCGAUGGCAACCUUGUCAUCAUACAUGAUGAUGUUGUAAUCUGGUCCACUCGUGUUGUAAAAAACAAUAGGACACAAACCAACAGCAUAAACACCACCAGUGUAGUCCUCAUGGACAGUGCAAACCUAGCCCUCACAUCAUCAUCUGGACAACGGUUAUGGGAAAGCUUCGACUACCCAACAGAUGUUGUGCUCCCUGGUGCCAAAUUUGGCUGGAACAAGGUCACCGGUUUGAACCGUCGGGCAAUCUCAAGAAAGAGCAUCAUUGAUCCGGGGCUUGGCUCAUAUAGCAUCGAGCUAGAAACCAAUGGAACCGGGAUAGUCCUCCAGCGCCGCAAACCCUCCGUUGUGUAUCGGGUUUAUGCGCCUGAAACAUCAGAGAUAUUGAAACUUUUGCCGAGAAUCCAGAAGAUUCUACAACUGGAUCCACAGACAAAAGAUUUGAUUAUCCCACAUUAUAACAAUACCAGAGAAGAGGAGUACUAUAUGUACACCUCCCUAGAUGAAUCAUCCUCCUCAUUUCUCUCACUAGACAUCUCUGGUCAAAUCAAGCUGAAUAUCUGGUCACAAGCCAAUCAAUCUUGGCAAGCUGUAUUUGCCGACCCUGUUGAUGUCUGCACCCCAGCUGCAACCUGCGGACCUUUCACGUUAUGCGACGCCAAUGCGCAACCACCAUGUGAUUGCAUGGAGAACUUCUCUAAGAAGUCGCCACAACAUUGGGCGUUUGGUGAUCGAACACAUGGGUGCAUCAGAAAUACACCGCUAUAUUGCACCAGUGGCAAGAACACAACAACUUCGACAGACAUGUUCCACCCAAUUGCCAAAGUUACAUUGCCCUACAACUCGCAAAGUGUAAACCUUGCUACCACUCGUAGUAAGUGUGAGGAAUCUUGUCUCAGCUCGUGCUCCUGCACGGCUUAUUCCUAUAGCAAUAGCAAUUGCUCUGUCUGGCAUGGGAAACUGCUUGCUGUAAGUCUCAGUGAUGGCCUUGAAAUUAGUUCUGAAGAUAUUCUUUACCUGCGCCUUGCCGCCAAAGAUCUGCCAAGUUUGGGAAAAGACAAAAGAAAACCAAAUGUUGGAGUUGUUACUGCUGCAAGCAUUAGUAGUUUUGGGUUACUAAUUCUCAUGUUGUUGUUAGUGAUUUGGAGGAAAAAACUUGGGUGGUGUGGUUCCCCUUUAUAUGGCAACCAAGGCCCUAGUGGGUUAAUCGCGUUUAGGUACACUGAUUUAGUUCAUGCUACAAAAAACUUCUCUGAAAAGUUGGGAACAGGUGGUUUUGGUUCUGUAUAUAAGGGAGCACUAAGUGACUCGACUACUAUAGCAGUAAAAAGGCUUGAUGGUGCCCGCCAGGGGGAGAAGCAAUUCAGAGCUGAGGUGAGCUCAAUUGGACUGAUUCAACAUGUUAACCUAGUCAAAUUGAUUGGCUUCUGUUGCCAAGGUGAUAACAGAUUACUUGUGUAUGAGCAUAUGUUUAAUGGAUCUCUUGAUGGACAUCUAUUUAAGAGCAAUGCCUUUGUCCUGAAUUGGGACAUUAGGUACCAAAUAGUCCUAGGAAUCGCUAGAGGACUAUCCUACUUGCAUCAGAGUUGUCGCGAGUGCAUCAUACACUGCGAUAUUAAGCCAGAGAACAUACUGCUCAAUGCAUCAUUUUCUCCUAAAAUUGCAGACUUUGGGAUGGCAGCUUUUGUGGGCAGGAACUUUAGUCGAGUAUUGACUACAUUCAGAGGAACUGUGGGUUAUCUUGCCCCAGAAUGGCUUAGUGGAGUUGCUAUCACACCCAAAGUUGAUGUUUACAGCUUUGGCAUGGUACUGUUUGAGAUCAUAUCAGGAAAGAGAAAUUUACCUGAAACAUGUACUGGUAGCGGUGCCGGCGAUCAUGUUGAAUAUUUCCCUCUGCAAGUCAUCAGCAAGCUUUGUGGGGGAGAUAUGCAGAGUUUGGUCGAUCCACAACUACAUGGUGACUUUGAUUUGAAACAGGCUGAGAGGGUUUGCAAAGUGGCGUUAUGGUGCAUCCAAGAUGACGAGUCUGAUCGACCGACGAUGGGUGAAGUGGUUCGGGUUCUCGAGGGUCUCCAGGAGAUCGACAUGCUUCCGAUGCCAAAGCUACUUGCAGCUAUAACUGGACGCCCUAAUGGAACUUCAGUGUAAUGAUCUAGAAAUGUAUCUGCAAUCAAUGUUGUACUAAUAUUUGUUUCAGCAAAACUUGGAGUUGCAUUGUGUACUAGAAAGAAUAAAAGAAGGCAGGCAAGCUUGCAAUUACUAAUAAAUUGUCACUUAACUGAUAUAUGUACAUGGAUCCAUCAAACUAGCUGAUUGUUCACUCAUUCGA
Triticum urartu is the source of this 2736-nucleotide messenger RNA. Its product is annotated as G-type lectin S-receptor-like serine/threonine-protein kinase At2g19130. Gene Ontology annotation, molecular function: ATP binding; protein serine/threonine kinase activity. Lineage: Eukaryota; Viridiplantae; Streptophyta; Magnoliopsida; Poales; Poaceae. The record is from RefSeq and is a predicted model, not a curated record. Gene Ontology annotation, biological process: recognition of pollen; protein phosphorylation.